Molecule: messenger RNA, 1802 nt
Organism: Delphinapterus leucas (beluga whale)
Lineage: Eukaryota; Metazoa; Chordata; Mammalia; Artiodactyla; Monodontidae
Gene: TEAD4
Product: TEA domain transcription factor 4
Biological process (GO): embryonic organ development; hippo signaling; regulation of transcription by RNA polymerase II
Cellular component (GO): transcription regulator complex
Molecular function (GO): DNA-binding transcription factor activity, RNA polymerase II-specific; RNA polymerase II cis-regulatory region sequence-specific DNA binding
Source: RefSeq, a predicted model, not a curated record
CCUCACCCCAAGUGCCGCUCAGGUUGGGGAGGGCCGGUGAGGGGCCCUUGAGCUCGCCUGUCUUUGUCCUGGUCCUUCCGCUGAGUGGAUGUUGGCGUCUCCACAGGUCGGAAUGAGCUGAUCGCCCGCUACAUCAAGCUCCGGACAGGGAAGACCCGCACCAGGAAGCAGGUGUCCAGCCACAUCCAGGUUCUGGCUCGGCGCAAAGCCCGCGAGAUCCAGGCCAAGCUGAAGGAUCAGGCAGCUAAGGACAAGGCCCUGCAGAGCAUGGCUGCCAUGUCGUCCGCCCAGAUCAUCUCUGCCACAGCCUUCCACAGUAAAAUGGCCCUCACCCGGGGCCCAGGCUACCCGGCGGUCUCAGGGUUUUGGCAAGGAGCUUUGCCGGGCCACGCCGGAACGUCCCACGAUGUGAAACCUUUCUCUCAGCAAACCUACACUGUCCAGCCGUCACUGCCUCUGCCAGGGUUCGAGUCUCCCGCAGGAGCCUCCCCGUCGCCCUCCGCGCCCCCAGCACCCCCGUGGCAGGGCCGCAGUGUGGCCAGCCCCAAGCUCUGGAUGCUGGAGUUCUCUGCCUUCCUGGAGCGGCAGCAAGACCCCGAAACGUACAAUAAGCACCUGUUCGUGCACAUCGGCCAGUCGAGCCCCAGCUACAGCGACCCCUACCUCGAAGCCGUGGACAUCCGCCAGAUUUACGACAAGUUCCCUGAGAGGAAGGGUGGUCUCAAGGAGCUCUUUGAACGGGGACCCUCCAAUGCCUUUUUCCUCGUGAAGUUCUGGGCAGACCUCAACACCAACAUCGAGGAUGAGGGCAGCUCCUUCUAUGGGGUGUCCAGCCAGUACGAGAGUCCUGAGAACAUGACCAUCACCUGCUCCACCAAGGUCUGCUCCUUUGGCAAGCAGGUGGUGGAGAAACUGGAGACCGAGUACGCGCGCUACGAGAACGGCCACUACUCCUACCGCAUCCACCGCUCGCCACUCUGCGAGUACAUGAUCAACUUCAUCCACAAGCUGAAGCACCUGCCCGAGAAGUACAUGAUGAACAGCGUGCUAGAGAACUUCACCAUCCUGCAGGUGGUCACCAACAGAGACACGCAGGAGACGCUGCUGUGCGUCGCGUACGUCUUCGAGGUGUCGGCCAGCGAGCACGGGGCUCAGCACCACAUCUACCGGCUGGUGAAGGAAUAAGAGACUGGGGAGCAGGGAGGGGGGCAAGACAUCGUGUGCGCAGGGAUGUGGGGUGGGGACCCGCGGGGGCAGCCCCCACAAAGCGCCAAGAGAGUUGAGGUCAUGACUCUUCUACCCAGGAACAUGAACCCACAGUGCCUAAGCCCAAUAAACGCAAGAUCUGGGCACCUUCAGAGGCCCCGUCUGGCUGUGGGAGCCUCGGGAGGGGCUGAGGGAGCGGGGGCUGGCUGGGAAGCGGGCCGGAAGCAGCCCCGGGGUGCGGUCCUGAAGCCAAGGCCCCCAUGGACUCAGCCAGGAACGUCCAGAUGCUGAAGCUCAAGAUGGGUCAGCCCCUGCGCUGCACUGGAGCCGCUGCCGGCCACGCUGGGAGGCCUGAGGGGGGCGUGGGUCCUUGGCCACCUGGGAGUGACGGAUGCAUCCGCCCUGGCCACCUCUGCUGCUGCUGCCCCAGGACAGCCAACAGGGAGGCGCGGCCCAGUCCUGGGGGGGUGGGUUUCAGGUGUGGAGGUGACUGAACUCUCGGGAGGUUGGAAGUGGACGCGGUCAGAGCUCUUUAGGUAGUUUUCAUCAGGCCACGCUGGCUGCCUGGGGGGGGUCAGGGGAGCCCGAGACAGCGA